AUGGCAUCCCCGAUCCCGCGCGGCCUCAAACAGGUCCUCCAGAAGACACCCAACGACAUCGUGAUCCUCUCCUCGCUGCGCACACCCGUCACUCGCGCCAAGAAAGGCGGUUUUAAGGACUCCUACCCAGAGGAGCUGCUGUCCAACGUACUGCGCGCCACCCUCAAAGCCAACCCGAACCUCGACCCAGCCCUGAUCGACGACGUGACCAUCGGCUCCGUCCUACAAGAGCUGGGAGGCGCCAAGGCAGGCCGCAUGGCCCAGAUCCACGCCGGCUUCCCGCACUCCGUCCCUUUCAACACCGUAAACCGCCAAUGCUCGUCCGGCCUCGCAGCCAUCACGACAGUGGCAAAUGGCAUCCGCGCAGGCGCUAUCAACGUCGGCGUCGGCGGUGGCAUGGAGUCCAUGACCCGCAACUAUGGCUCGCGCGCGAUUCCCACCGUCCUCUGGCCCGAUCUGAAAGAGUCACACUCCCAGGACGCCCGCGACUGUAUCAUGCCCAUGGGACUCACGUCCGAGAACGUGGCUGAGCGGUAUGGCGUCUCGCGCGCUGACCAGGAUGCCUUCGCGGCGGACUCGCACCACAAGGCUUCCGCCGCACAAGCCGCCGGAAACUUCGAUUCCGAGAUCGUCCCCGUCACCACCAAGUCCUUUGACCCCGAGCAACCCGAUGCCCCGGCCAAGGAUGUGACUGUCAGCGCGGACGACGGCAUCCGGCACAACAUCUCAGUCGAGAAGAUGGCCGCGCUCAAGCCCGCGUUCAAGGAGAACGGCGCCAGCACAGCUGGCAAUAGUUCGCAGGUGAGCGACGGCGCUGCGGCCGCGCUGUUGAUGCGCCGGUCUACCGCCGACGCGCUCGGCCUGUCGGGCAACAUCAAGGCCCGCUGGGUCGCCACCGCCGUGGCGGGGUGUGCGCCUGACGAGAUGGGCGUCGGCCCCGCCGUGGCCAUUCCCAAGCUCCUUGAGAGUGUCGGUGUCACGGUUCCCGACGUGGGUGUAUGGGAAAUCAACGAGGCCUUCGCCUCGCAGGCGCUGUAUAGUAUCCGCAAGCUGGGCAUCGACCAGGCUAAGGUGAAUCCUAACGGUGGCGCUAUCGCUAUCGGACACCCUCUUGGCGCGACUGGUGCUCGCCAGCUGGCUACUCUAUUGCCGGAGUUGGAGCGCAGUGGUCAGCAGGUUGGUGUUGUCAGUAUGUGCAUUGGUACGGGGAUGGGUAUGGCGGGUAUGUUUGUUCGGGAGUAA
This is a messenger RNA of Penicillium lagena, 1242 nucleotides long. RefSeq lists its product as uncharacterized. NCBI's taxonomy places the organism in Eukaryota, Fungi, Ascomycota, Eurotiomycetes, Eurotiales, Aspergillaceae. Gene Ontology annotation, cellular component: peroxisome. The record is from RefSeq and is a predicted model, not a curated record. The transcript has a single exon. Gene Ontology annotation, molecular function: acetyl-CoA C-acyltransferase activity. The coding region runs from base 1 to 1242 and encodes 413 amino acids. Gene Ontology annotation, biological process: phenylacetate catabolic process; fatty acid beta-oxidation.